Molecule: messenger RNA, 2487 nt
Organism: Trichomonas vaginalis G3
Lineage: Eukaryota; Parabasalia; Trichomonadida; Trichomonadidae
Product: spectrin binding
Exons: 1
Coding region: 1-2487 (828 amino acids)
Molecular function (GO): protein binding
Source: RefSeq, a predicted model, not a curated record
AUGGAACUAGCCAUUCCACAGAUAUCAUGCUGUGAGAUUCCUAGUUUCCUUCGAGAUUUUGAAGAAUUGGCAGCAAUAUCUCUUUGCCACGACGAUUUUGAACAAAAUUCGGAGAAAUUUCGUAAACUACUUGAUAAAAUAAAUCCAGAUGGUUACUGGUCUAUUCUAAUUGAAAAGUUUUACAAAAGAAUAAUGAAAAGAAACUUAAGCUUUUUCAAUUUUUUGAAUUUUAAUUCAGCUAAUAAAACAACCAAUUCGUCAAUAAGAAAAGAUGUUCGUAGAAGUACUGAAAGAGAUUUUGACUUCAAUGAUGAUAGAGAACUUAGUUUAAGCGAAAAAUUGGCUCAUUUCAUUGAAAAUGAUGAUAAUGAUUCGUUUAAAGCAGAAUUUGAAGAACGUGUACCUAAAGAGAAUAAUGAAAGCUUCAAUUUCCUUGUUGAUCUAACAGUUCUUAAAGAAAAUAUGGAACUUUUUAGAUAUCUAUUAAUGAAUGGGUUAAAACCAACAGAAAAAGCGUGUAAAUUAGCAGUAAUCUCUGGAAAUCUUGAUAUCAUUAGUAUUCUUAAUGAGUUAGAGUUUUCUUUUACUCCUUAUUUGACAACUGCAAUUAAAUAUCAUCACAAUGAAAUUGCUGAUUGGAUAAUUUCGAAUUCAACAAAAAUAAAUAUCAGCAGUCUCAUAUGCUUGAAAUGUUUCAAUGUUAGAGCAUAUACAUUUUGUAUAAUGAACAAUAUUGAUGAUUCUUUUGGUUAUUUACUGAAAAACAAAUUAUUCAAAAUUGCAGAUUUUGCAAUAGAAAAAGGGCUUAAAAUUGAUCAAUACUAUGAAAAAUGUCUUCGAUUUGAUUACUUAAAAGGCAUAGAAUACUUUAUUAAAAAUCACAAACCAUCUAAUGAAAGUAUUGCUGAUCUUGUUGAAAGAGGAAAAUUUGAUAUUAUCAAAUACUUGAUGAAUAAUGAGGAAAUUAGAAAUGAAAAGAAUCUAAAAAUCAUGAUGACAAAGGCAAUGCAGAUUCAAUCUAUUGAUAUGAUGAAGUUGUUAUUAGAGUAUUCAUAUGAUUUUGAAGUUAAUUCUUUAUUGUUCAAAGCGAUUGAUUAUAACGUUUCAAAUGAAAUCAUUGACCUAUUGAUUUAUAAUUCAUAUAAAAGUGUAUUACACGAGAAAGAAAACAACAAAUUGAUGAAAUAUGCUAUUGAAAAAGGAAAUAGUUAUAUUGUUGAAUAUCUCUAUUUGAAUGGAGUUCCAAUACAAACCAAAGAUAGAAAGCCUCCUGUUAUAUAUGCAAUUGAAGCGAAAUCAGGGAAAUUGACUGAAUUUCUUUCAAUUAUAGGAUAUCAAAUUUCAAAUGAUAUUGAAUAUAAUGGUAUGACUUUGCUUGACUAUGGUAUUAAUUCUGGAUCUGAUGAAGUAAUGCAAUUUCUUAUUUUGCAUGGAAUAGAUAUACUUCAAAAGUCUUUACGAUAUCCAAAACCGCUUUGUUCUAUUUUCAAAAAUUUCAGUGUUGAAACAAUAAAUUUAAUAAGUGAUAAUUACGAAGAUUUCGAAGAAAUCGAUUCUGAUGGAAAUACUCCUUUAAUAUUGGCAUUGAAGACCAUUAAUAAGUCCAAGACAAUUGAAAUAAAUGCCGAACAAACCAUUACAAACAUUGUCGAACAAUGUCAUAAUAUUAAUUCCAAAAAUAAAGAAGGAUUUACUGCUCUUAAUUAUGCAUUUCAAUCAAAUAACUUUGAAUUAGUUAAUAUUCUAUUAGAAAAUGGCGCCGAUCCAAAGAUAUGUCCACCAAUAUUAGUACCAUAUACUAAAAGAUAUUAUGGAUCUCCAAACUAUGUGCAUGAAUCUUUAAUUGUCAUAGCAAUUAAGAAAGGAAGUGAUAUCCUUGUAAAUAAGAUUCUUGAUCGCAAGUGUGAUAUUUCCAUCAAAACAGAAAUAGAAAAUGAAACUCCUUUAAUGCUUGCUUGCCAAUAUUGUUCACCAGAAAUUGUUUCAAGAAUGAUAAGCAUUUGCAGCAAUGUAGAUGAAUGUAAUAAUGCUUCGUUAACAGCUUUGAGUUAUGCAAUCAAAAGGAAAUCAUUAGAAAUCAUCAAAACACUUCAUGAUGCAGAUAUAACGAAAUAUUCAGCGAGUGAAUAUGUUUAUUUCGAUGAAAAGGAAAGCGAUUUCAAUAAGUUCAUUAAGAUCUAUGUUUCAGAUCAAUCAAGAGCUAGGUUUACAACGGCAAUACAACAAAUUGUAAAUGUUAAACAAUUUACCAUUAAAAAAGAGAAUAACAUUGUAGAUGUAAUAGAAGAGAACAUUUCCAAGCCAUUACAAAGUUUGAUUGAUGCAUCCCAGCGAUUAAUACCAAAAGAAACUUUAAGACGGAAAAAGAAAAAACCAAGCGAUGAGAUGGCAAGCAAAGAACGUCCACAAGGAGGUCCUAUCAAAAAAGUUAUAAGAAGGAAAUAUUAUGAAGAUUCUGAUGGUGAUAGUUUUGUUGAUUUAUUUUAA